GGAAAGCUGGUCCGUGGUGGAAGGUGCGCGAAUAUUGGGGCCCCCCAACCAGCUAGACACUCCUGAACUUGUAUCUUUCCUCUUAAAAUAUGUUGAGGUCUUAUGCUGUGCUGCCCCGCAAGACGGGAACGACCAUCUUGGUGCUAUCGCGACAAGUUCACGACAUUGUGAAACGUCCCGCCACCAACGAAGUCGUUGUCCAAAAGGGCCCGGGAGGUCGUUCCUCGGUCUCUGGUCACAUUGCGACCGUUUUGGGAUGUACGGGAUUCCUAGGCCGUUAUGUUGUGAAUAACCUUGGAAAAUCAGGCACGCAAGUGGUUACUCCCUACCGAGGCACCGACGAUGACCGGAGACAUUUGAGGCUUAUGGGCGAUCUGGGACAGAUUGUGCCACUGAGAUUCGACAUUCGUAACGAGGACUCCAUCCGAGAAAGUGUUCGCCAUUCCGAUGUGGUGUACAAUCUGAUUGGGAAAGACUUCAAAACAAAGAACUUUACGUUCGAGCAAGUCCAUGUAGAAGGUGCCGCGCGAAUUGCGCGCAUUUGCAAAGAGGAAGGUGUAUCCAAACUUAUCCACGUCUCGGCACUGAAUGCCGAUGAAAACUCGAAUUCUCACUUUCUGCGGACCAAGGCCUUAGGAGAGAAGGCUGUCAAGGAAGAGUUCCCUGAUGCUACGAUCGUUCGCCCUGGAACGAUGUAUGGUCACGAAGACAGAUUCUGGAACCGGUUGGGAUGGUUUGUCAAAUGGCUUCCUGGCGGCAUCCCCAUCUUGAACGGAGGGAAAACUCGCAUAAGGCCCACAUACGUCGGUGACGUAGCACACGUGCUUGCUAAGCUGGAAAAGGAUGAUCGAGCUGUUGGAAAAGUGGUGGAACUCUAUGGACCAAAAGAGUACUACUAUGCCUCACUAGUGGAGUUCUUCUUGGAUGUUACCCGUCGUGACCUUGCCGCCGUUUACGUGCCAAAGUUCUUCGCCAAGACGGCCGCAGCUAUCCUGGAUAAGGGUAUGGCUACCCCCAUCAUCGCCCCGGAUGAAGUUGAGCGACUUUACGUCGAUGAUAAGCCCACCUCUGGUGCCCUGACCUUUGCGGACUUCAACGUGAAGCCGCACACAGUAGAAGAGCAGAUUGUCCGAUUUGCUGGCUUGUACAGGGCACAUGAAUAUCAACGGGCACCAUACGAGACGAUUGUUCGCAAAUACACGACGGAGGACGUUAAGCUUUGAGUUAAAGGGCUACGUGACAGAUUACAUGACUUUUUAAGACAUAUUCAUACCCUCAUAUGGUGGUUUUCAACAUUUGUAUGUCGCAUCAGCGUUAAGUGCAUCGAGCUGACAGUCAAUUACAAAAAGCACAUACGCACCGUAACCAGAUGACAAUGCC
Molecule: messenger RNA, 1380 nt
Organism: Spizellomyces punctatus DAOM BR117
Lineage: Eukaryota; Fungi; Chytridiomycota; Chytridiomycetes; Spizellomycetales; Spizellomycetaceae
Exons: 10
Coding region: 90-1223 (377 amino acids)
Cellular component (GO): mitochondrion
Molecular function (GO): protein-containing complex binding
Source: RefSeq, a predicted model, not a curated record